UUCCCAAAGGCUGAUGUGGCAGUCACACCUUCUGCAUUCCUCUGAUCUUCAAUAUAAAGUCCCGACCUCACUGAGACUUCGCUUUUGCGCCUCCCUUUUUCAUUUCUGUGGUUUCUGAGUGUUGUUUUGGGAUUUUGAAUAUGGGUGAGAAUAGGAUGACCGGCAAGGUGAAGUGGUUCGAUGACCAAAAGGGUUAUGGCUUCAUAUCCCCUGACGACGGCGGCGACGAUUUGUUUGUUCACCAAUCUUCCAUCCGUUCCGAGGGUUUCCGUAGCCUUGCUGAUGGUGAAGAGGUCGAGUACGUUGUCGAGUCUUCUGAAGGUCGCCCCAAGGCUGUUGAGGUCACGGGCCCCAACGGCAACCCUGUUCGUGGAUCAUCUAGAUCCGGACGCGGCGGCGGCGGUGGUAGCGGUUAUGGCGGUGGAUCCGGUGGUUAUGGUGGAGGAGGAAGGAGAAGCGGUUAUGGUGGAGGAGGCGGUGGUGGUGGUGGUGGAGGCGCCGGAUGUUAUAAGUGUGGUGAGAUGGGCCAUUUAGCACGGGAAUGUGGGCAGGGUGGCGGUGGCGGUGGCGGUGGAGGCAGAUAUGGCGGUGGCGGAGGCGGCGGUGCUUGUUACAACUGUGGAGGCUCUGGGCAUUUCGCUAGGGAUUGCCCCAACAGUGGUCGCUAAUUUUGAGGAGGGACUUAAAUGUGUCAUUCACAUCUCCUACGAUCCAUCCUUUUUUCCUCUUCCGCUACUGUUUCUGUCGGUUUCGUUAUUAUCGUAUGGUUUGCUUUUUAUGUUUUCCUUUUCCAGUUUAUGCAGGACGGUUUCUCUUAGUCAGUUUGCUGUUUUGUCUUUUUGGAUUUUGAAGUUGGCAAAUGGUUGUAAUGGGUGCUUUCGUAGUAGUCUUACAGUGAGGGUGGACAUUAGUGUCGAUGGGAAAACAACAAUGAAGAAGAAAAUGAUGUUAAAACUCACCGUCAUCAAGUGUUUAUAUCGAUAUCAUAUAAAUACAAACUGAUGGAUGAUGGUUUGGUUUCAA
This is a messenger RNA of Gossypium raimondii (Peruvian cotton), 1023 nucleotides long. Its product is annotated as glycine-rich protein 2. The coding region runs from base 141 to 668 and encodes 175 amino acids. The record is from RefSeq and is a predicted model, not a curated record. Gene Ontology annotation, molecular function: zinc ion binding; nucleic acid binding. Lineage: Eukaryota; Viridiplantae; Streptophyta; Magnoliopsida; Malvales; Malvaceae. The transcript has a single exon.